AAAACAAAUUCAUGCGUGUAGAGUCAGUCUGUUGUUAGCUUCCGUGCAUAAAAGUUUAAAAGAGGAUUCUGUCGAUUUUCAUCCUUCAGAAAACAGAUGCAUGCUGUGAGUUGACGGGGACACUUAUUAUCUGUAGUCGCUGAAUCAUUCAUAUAUAUUCUCGCGAUAUAUAAAAUAUAUUUCAAAAGAAGUCAAAAGAAAAAUGCAUCAAGAUGAAAUAUCAACAAAAGCAACAACAACAACAUCAAUUGAAAUUAAUUUUCAAAAUAUUAGUUGUUCAUUUAAAGAAAAUUUUCUAUCAAAAGAAAAAUGUGUCCUUCAAGAGGUGAGUGGAAAUUUUAAAUGUGGCGAAUUAACAGCAAUAAUGGGUCCAUCGGGCGCUGGAAAAUCAACACUACUCAAUAUUUUAACGGGAUUUCAAAAAAAUUUUCAAGGAAAUUUAAUCUAUCAAAAUGAAAAUGGUGAAAUGAGUUAUAAAAAUUUUAAAAAAUAUUCACGCUACAUACAACAGGACGAUGCACUCUAUUCAUUUUUUACUGUUAAUGAAACAAUAACAAUGGCCGCCGAAUUGAAAUUAGAAUGGAACAUUAGUAGAAAUGUGAAGAAAAAAAUAAUUGACGAUAUUCUUAGUUCUUUGGAUUUAAUAAAAACAAAAGAUACACUUUGUGGUAGUUUAAGUGGAGGUGAAAGAAAACGUUUUAGUAUUGCACUUGAAAUGUUAAAUGAUCCAUUGGUAAUGUUUCUUGAUGAGCCAACAACUGGAUUGGAUUCAUCGGCAACAAUGCAAUGUUCAAAAGUAUUGAAAAAUCUUGCAAAAAAUUCACGAACAAUUGUUUGUACAAUACAUCAGCCAAGUUCAACAAUUUAUGAAAUGUUUGAUCAUGUUUAUUUUAUUGCCGAGGGCCGAUGCAUUUAUCAAGGUGAUCCAAUGAUGAUUGUCAAUUAUUUAAGUGAUUUUGGUUUAAGAUGUCCUAAAUAUCAUAAUCCAGCUGAUUAUGUAAUGGAAGUGAUGUGCAAUGAAUAUGGUGAUUUUAAUUGUAAAUUAUCAAUGGGACAAAAUACAGAAAUGAAAAUGUUAACGUGGAGAAAGAAAAAUUAUAUAAACAAUAUUAAUAAUGAGAUGAAAAAUAAUAGUAGGGAAAAAAUUGUUCGCACAAUGAAUUCACCAUCGGAAUUAAUAAAAGCACGUGUAUUAUUAUAUCGUUGUUUAUUAAGAUUUUAUAAAGAUUGGCAAACAACAUUUACACGUUUUAUUAUGUAUUUAACGCUUGGUUUAUUAAUUGGUUUGACAUGUUUUAAUGUUGGUUUUAACGCUGAUAGAUUUCCCGCGAAUCUUGGUAUGAUUACAUUAGUUGGUAUUGUGUCAUUUUAUUGUAGUUUAUUGCCAGCUGUAUUGAGAUUUCCAUUUGAAUUGUUUAUAUUGAGAAAAGAGCAUUUGAAUGAUUGGUAUAAAAUACGAACAUAUUAUGUUGUAUUUGUUAUAACGAAUCUUGUAUUUCAAGCUGGUUUUGUUAUUAUAUUUUCGAGUACUGUUUAUGUAUUGAGUAAUCAGCCAAUGGAAUUAUUUCGUUUUUUUAUGUUUCACACGGUAUUAAUAUUGUUUGCGUUUAUUGGUGAAAGUUUAGGAUUAAUAUUGGGUACAUUAUUUAAACCGGUAAUGGGAAUAUUUGGUUGUAUUGUUGUUGGUUCUUGGCAAUUAUCAUUUUGUGGUUUUUUCAUUUAUUAUAAAGAUAUGGCGCCGAUAAUUGAGAAAAUAAGUCGUUUUAUAUUUACACGUUAUGUAAGUGAGGGUGCACUCAAUGGAAUUUAUAGUUAUAAUCGAAAAAAACUUGAUUGUCCGAGUGAUGUUAUUUAUUGUCAUUUUCGUGAUCCUAUUAUAUUUUUACGUGAAUUUGGUAUUAAUGAGCCAAAAUUUAUGACUGAUGUUGUUGUAUUAGCGAGUCAUGCGGCAUUUUUAUUUCUUGUUGCAUAUUUUUUGUUGAAAAAAAAGGUAUCGAGUGUUUGAAUAGUUUUGUAAAGUUUCUUUUUUUUUUUUACUUGGUAAUUAUAUGUAAUUAUUAAUUGUAAUUGUAAUUGUACUGAUAAGUAUAGAUAGUUUUCAAUAAAUUGUUAGUUUUUUUUAUUAUA
Messenger RNA from Leptopilina boulardi, 2127 nucleotides. RefSeq names its product ATP-binding cassette sub-family G member 1-like. Gene Ontology annotation, molecular function: ABC-type transporter activity; ATP binding; ATP hydrolysis activity. Gene Ontology annotation, cellular component: plasma membrane. Bases 203 to 2005 code for a protein of 600 amino acids. NCBI's taxonomy places the organism in Eukaryota, Metazoa, Arthropoda, Insecta, Hymenoptera, Figitidae. The record is from RefSeq and is a predicted model, not a curated record. The transcript has 2 exons.